Sinocyclocheilus anshuiensis is the source of this 1180-nucleotide messenger RNA. Its product is annotated as phosphoenolpyruvate carboxykinase [GTP], mitochondrial-like. Gene Ontology annotation, molecular function: manganese ion binding; GTP binding; phosphoenolpyruvate carboxykinase (GTP) activity. The coding region runs from base 16 to 603 and encodes 195 amino acids. The record is from RefSeq and is a predicted model, not a curated record. Gene Ontology annotation, biological process: propionate catabolic process; hepatocyte differentiation; cellular response to dexamethasone stimulus. The transcript has 2 exons. Lineage: Eukaryota; Metazoa; Chordata; Actinopteri; Cypriniformes; Cyprinidae. Gene Ontology annotation, cellular component: cytosol.
ACAUUAUACCUUAAAAUGUACCUGUCUUUUUUCCCAGGUGUGCCUUUGGUGUAUGAGUCAUUUAACUGGCGUCACGGUGUGUUUGUGGGUGCAGCCAUGAGAUCUGAAUCCACAGCUGCUGCUGAACACAAAGGUAAAGUAAUCAUGCAUGACCCCUUUGCCAUGCGUCCUUUCUUCGGUUACAACUUCGGUGACUACUUGGCCCACUGGUUGAGUAUGGGGACGCGCAAGGGCCAGACCCAACUCCCCAAGAUCUUCCACGUCAACUGGUUCCGGAAAGAUCAGAAGACCGGCUCUUUCUUGUGGCCAGGGUUUGGAGAGAACGCCCGCGUCCUCGAGUGGAUCUUCAAACGAUGCGGCCGUACCAGUAAAGACGAGGCUGCCACCAAAAGCAUUGUGGGAUGGAUUCCACAAAACGGUGCCAUAAACACAGAAGGCCUGGGUGGAAAUAUCGAUAUGGGUGCCCUCUUUGACCUGCCCAAACCCUUCUGGCAGAAGGAAACACAGGAGCUUCGGACCUACUUCGCCCAGCAGGUUGGAGCUGAUCUGCCCGCACAAGUGGAAGGAGAGCUGAGGGCGCUGGAGGAGAGAGUGAGGGAUUGAACAGAUGCUACAUUACAUUGAUGUUGUGCAGAUGUGAAGAAUAGGAUGGGAUGAGGUGGAGGUAACUGUUUUAAUGUGACUGUUGCACUGCAGUGGAUGCUGCACCUGAGAAACACAAAACCAAAAAGUUCACAAGAUGCCAUCAGUGUUAUCAAUACCUAGGUGCCUUAUUUGAUCUUACAGUAGAAGCUAAAAACUCUAUUUAAUGUUUAUAAACUAUGUCCCAAAAUGUCUUUUAGAUUAUUUUACUAAAACAAGACCACAUUAUGAAUUUAAACCACAGCAUCUUCAAAAUAUAUAUAGUUUAAGAGCACACUACCUAAUAUCUGUUGAUUUUGAGCAAAGAUAUUAGACAUGUCUUCAAGGAGAGCACCAAUACGAUCAUUUUUUACUCACCUAAUGAAAGCUGAAGUUUUAUUUCUAACGAUUUUGCCUUUUAUCAGUGGAAUUUGAUUGACAUGAAUCAGGUUGAGCUUGGGUUGAGCUUUCCGGACCAAAGAACACAGACAAGUCUCAGUCAUUGAAUGUGUGCAUGUUUUUACAUGAGCUGACUGAAUAAAUACAACUCUAAACCAAA